AUGGAGACCCUACUAUCUCACUCGUUUGACUACCUAUCCUCCACCGCGCCUCAGAAAAUCCGCAAGGGACUCCGUCAGGUGGAAGGGUUGCUCGCUCAACUGUGCCUCUCCAAGACCAGUCAUGGCGCCAACAAGCGACAAUCGAUGCUGCUGCUUGGAUCGACAACACUCUCACCACAGUCGAAGAAGCUCUCUGACUUACCCUCGGAUCUAGCGUUCCGCGAAUUCUUCAAACUUCAGCAGAGUUUUCAAUGGAAUAUUGCUAUGAGACUAGUGUCAUGUCUGGAGCGGUUGCUUGGAAAAGAAAGCAAUGGUACAAAUGAUAUGUUGAUCAUCCAGACCCUGGACCUGAUUCAAGGGGUGUUGCUACUACAUCCUCCUUCGCGGGCACUCUUUUCGCAGGAAAUCUACAUGAACCUAUUCCUCGACCUGCUGGACCCGUCCAACUGUCCCGCCAUUCAAUCAUCGACUAUAAUGGCCCUCGUGACCUCUCUCCUCGACCAGCCGCAGAACACUCGUACUUUCGAGUCCAUCGACGGGCUGCUAGUGAUCACAUCCCUCUUCAAGUCCAGAAGCACAUCCCGGGAAGUGAAGUUGAAACUCGUCGAGUUCCUGUACUUCUACCUCAUGCCGGAGACAAAUCCUCCGAAGAUCUCAAGUUCGACGUCUGCAACUAACACGGCAAUCCUCGGUGGCCGAGGGAAGGAAGUGAUUGCAGCAUUCGACCGGAGGAGAGAAACGGUGAACGGGCCAGAAGGUGGUGUUGGCGGAGCCAAGGGUCCGAAGAUGGACGGUCCUACCAGAACCACGGAGGAGAAGCAGAAUCUGCUAGGAAAGCAUUUGAGCAAUGUGCAAGAUUUGGUCGAGGAUCUGAAGGAAGGGGGCGGCGUCUUUGGUGUAAACGGGGUCUAG
Messenger RNA from Cladophialophora yegresii CBS 114405, 912 nucleotides. RefSeq lists its product as uncharacterized. The transcript is spliced from 2 exons. Lineage: Eukaryota; Fungi; Ascomycota; Eurotiomycetes; Chaetothyriales; Herpotrichiellaceae. The record is from RefSeq and is a predicted model, not a curated record. The coding region runs from base 1 to 912 and encodes 303 amino acids.